Messenger RNA from Nicotiana tabacum (common tobacco), 876 nucleotides. NCBI's taxonomy places the organism in Eukaryota, Viridiplantae, Streptophyta, Magnoliopsida, Solanales, Solanaceae. The record is from RefSeq and is a predicted model, not a curated record.
AUGAAAGUAGAACUGAAAAACACAUUCAAUGUUAAUGUUAGUUAUGGAAAGUGCAAGAGGGCUAAGAGGCUGAUUUUAGAGAUAACCCAGAAGGGAUUAAUUGAGACAGUCCAAAAUGUUCUACCUGAUUCACACCAUAGAUUUUGUGUGAAGCACAUAGAGGCAAACUGGUGCAAGAGAUGGAGGACAGAUGAGUUCAAGAAGUUGCUAUGGUGGAGUGCCUGGAGCUCUUAUGAGGAAGAUUUCAAGGAUCAGUUGAAGAGUAUUGGGGAACUGAGUAAGGAAGCUGAUGAAUCAUUGUUAAUGUAUCCUCCACGGGCUUGGUGUAGAGCCUAUUUUGAUACUAUGUGCAAGAACCAAAAAGUUGAGAAUAACUUCACUGAGUCAGUGAACGCAUGGCUGGUUGAAGCAAGGGAAAGGGAGAAAGCUGUGAGGUCAUGGGCAAAUGAUUUCAGUCCACAUAGUUUGAAGAUUUACAAUGAAUACUUCAAGAUAGGUACCACUUCUUGCUAUGUGGACAUCAAUGGUGACAAUGGCUAUGAAGUCAGGGAAGGGACAGAUAAGUACACUGUAAACAUGGUUUUCAAAAAAUGCACAUGUAGGGGAUGGGAUCUUACUGGAAUCCCAUGCCCACAUGAAAUUAAAGCCCUGCAAUUAAAAAGGUUGGAGCCUAUGAAUGAAAUCAACUGGUGGUACAGCAAAGAAGCAUAUCUGCUUACCAACAAGUAUAAGUUGCAGCUAGUUAGGGGUGAAAAAUUCUGGGAGUUAGAUCCAUCACAAACAAUGGAACCACCUGAGUUCGUCAAGAUGGCUGGGAGGCCUAAAAUCAAGAGAACAAGACAAAAAGAUGAGGCAAUCAAAAGGCAAGGUGAAUAG